AUGACGAUGUAUUCAACCAUCAAUUCGAUAUUCCACUACUCCGAAACUAACAAGCUUCACCUAUCGAUGAAAUGUGAAAAAAGUCUACCGAAUGUCACAAAUGUGCAAGAAACAAAGAUUGAGCCUGGAAAUGUUGACCCACAAUUUUUGGCAAACGUUUUGACGAUGUAUCCUGAUUCUCAUACUCUAUCUGUAAGGAGAAUUGUUGGAGAUAUACCGACCGAGUCUUUAUUUUUUCCAAUUCAAAAUAUUCAAGUAAUGUAUAAGUCCGGACCAGAUUACAUUCAUAACUUUGUCGGUCGAAACAUGCUGUUGAGUUGCGUUUUCUUAACUAACCAAGAUCUCAUAAAGUUUCUUAAACAAUGGAUUUCUAAAGAAGCUUAUCACAAUCUGGAGACUCUCUCCAUGCACAUAGUAACUGAAAUAAAUGCCGUUCUGAUACGUCAGUCAGUCGAAUCUGAAGAAUACGAUCCGAACGAACCAGAGAAGAGACCAAAGGAUUACGUUGUUGAUAUACCGGAAGUUUUCUAA
Molecule: messenger RNA, 531 nt
Organism: Caenorhabditis briggsae
Lineage: Eukaryota; Metazoa; Nematoda; Chromadorea; Rhabditida; Rhabditidae
Exons: 2
Coding region: 1-531 (176 amino acids)
Biological process (GO): embryo development
Source: RefSeq, a predicted model, not a curated record